Molecule: messenger RNA, 1165 nt
Organism: Gilbertella persicaria
Lineage: Eukaryota; Fungi; Mucoromycota; Mucoromycetes; Mucorales; Choanephoraceae
Product: S-adenosyl-L-methionine-dependent methyltransferase
Exons: 1
Coding region: 26-1096 (356 amino acids)
Biological process (GO): rRNA methylation
Cellular component (GO): mitochondrial large ribosomal subunit
Molecular function (GO): methyltransferase activity
Source: RefSeq, a predicted model, not a curated record
GCACCUGUUUCACUUUCUCGACCAAAUGUCUGACACAGAAGAGAAGAAAAAAGGUGGUCGAAGAGGCACCAAAAAGCAGGACAAAAAAAAACCAGCUCUUUCCAAAAAGAAAGAAAAAGCGCUCCAGCGAGAGACUGAACGUCGCCAAGCUGUCAUGGCCGCAUUCAACAAAUACUAUGAAGAAGAAUGGGGCCCUGAACGCUGGCCUGUCUUGUUAGAAGCUCUGAAGAAACCCGUACGUCACUGCAUGAUGAUGAACAAGUAUGCCAAUGUCGACGAUGUCAAGCACAAACUCAAAGAUACAUUGCAUGAUCUGACACUUUUGGAUUUUGUCAGUAUCCCUUGUUAUGCAUCCAAAUCGCAAUCACGAUUCCCUCCACCUUCGAAGGACAACAACAAUAUUACCGACUAUUAUAUCCUAGAUGCAGCUUCUGUGUUGUCGACCGAAGUACUCGAUAUUCAGCCUGAAGAUCAUGUACUGGAUAUCUGUGCUGCUCCUGGUGGCAAGACCUUGUCUGUCUUGCAACGUCUUGAUCCUAAAUAUGGCCGUUUAACAUCCAACGAAAUUGCUUCGGAUCGUCGUCGUCGCCUAAGACAGGUGAUUGAGUCUUAUAUACCUCCUAACAUGAUAGAAAUGAGUACGGUGGUGGGUAAAGAUGGCACCCGUUAUUAUGGUGAGCCUGAACAAUAUGACAAAGUAUUGGUGGAUGCUCCUUGUUCCUCUGAACGCCAUUUGCUACAUGACGAAAAAGAAUUUGAAUUAUGGACACCUAAACGAACUCAGAUGAAUGCCAAACGUCAAUUAUCCAUCUUGAAGGCUGCUUUACAUUCAGUGCGUGUGGAUGGUCUUGUCUUAUACGGUACCUGCUCUAUUAGUUCACUUGAGAAUGAUAAAGUAGUGGAACGUAUGAUGAAAAAGGGCAAGAUUCCUAUUGAAGUAGUCAAAAUGAAAUUACCCAUUGGUGAAAGAACAAAGUAUGGUUAUUUCAUUGCUCCUGAUCGUACUACCUAUGGCCCUCUUUAUUUCUCUUUGAUCAGAAGAACAGGUGUAUCUAAAGAAGAAGGUGAAUUUUCUGAUAGCGAUAAUGACAUGUAAAUAAAAUGAUUACAUAACAUAAUGCGUAUAUAUAUAUAUGUGUGUGUGUUACAAGACAGAAAAUUCUGG